Molecule: messenger RNA, 420 nt
Organism: Cyclopterus lumpus (lumpfish)
Lineage: Eukaryota; Metazoa; Chordata; Actinopteri; Perciformes; Cyclopteridae
Gene: pmch
Product: pro-melanin-concentrating hormone
Exons: 3
Coding region: 1-420 (139 amino acids)
Biological process (GO): behavior; chemical synaptic transmission
Molecular function (GO): melanin-concentrating hormone activity; type 1 melanin-concentrating hormone receptor binding
Source: RefSeq, a predicted model, not a curated record
AUGACCUCCGUCUCCUCCGUCCUGUGCACUCUGGUGCUGCUCUCCGAGCUGAGCAGCCGCUCGGUCGCCGUCGCCAUGCCGGCGUCCAAAGGAGAAGACGGCGUGCGGGAGCAAGACGGCUUCUUCCUGGGUGCCGGGCCCCUGAUUGAGCCCCUCGCCUACGGACAGAACCUCGUGCUGGACACCGACGCGAGGGAUGAAGGCGAGAGCCCGAAACUCAUCGUCGUCUCGGACAUGAGGCUGAAUGGACGCGUCCGCGGCCUCAACCCGGCCUUCAGUCGGAGCCUCCCUCUGCUCAUGGACCAGAGCUUGAGCUUCGCUCCGGCCGUGCACGGCUUGAAGGUCGAGCGCAGGAACGCCGACAUUAAUAUGCUGCGGUGUAUGAUUGGAAGAGUGUACCGACCCUGCUGGAAUGAAUAA